Dunckerocampus dactyliophorus (ringed pipefish) is the source of this 860-nucleotide messenger RNA. RefSeq names its product O-acyl-ADP-ribose deacylase 1 (gene oard1). The transcript is spliced from 5 exons. NCBI's taxonomy places the organism in Eukaryota, Metazoa, Chordata, Actinopteri, Syngnathiformes, Syngnathidae. The record is from RefSeq and is a predicted model, not a curated record. Gene Ontology annotation, biological process: peptidyl-glutamate ADP-deribosylation. Bases 233 to 754 code for a protein of 173 amino acids.
CAUAUCAGUGAAGCCCGCCAUCAAAGUAUCCUGGCAAAGCCCGAUUUUAGCAUUAAACGGACAACCACGACAAGCUUCACGCUGCAGUAAAGCGUCACUACUUAAGGAAGACAUAAAUGUGGUGAUUUGCCUUCUGACUGUGUAUAAAAUCGGUAAUAUCCACGCGCUGCUUCCAUUUGUGCUGUUAAGUCUCGAAGCGGUUCUCAGUGUAGAGCCCAUUUCACUGUCACCGAUGUCCUCUCAAGCAGCCAUUACGGAUACAACAAUGAUGGCAAAUGACAGGUGGAGACUGAAUCACGUCAAGGGGGAUCUGUUCUCAUGUCCCACGGAUGAGGCUCUAGCCCACUGCAUCAGCGAGGACUGCCGCAUGGGGGCAGGCAUUGCAGUGACAUUCAAGCAGAAGUUCAGAGGAGUCGACGAGCUAAAGGGACAGAAAAAGCAAGUAGGGCAGUGUGCUGUACUGAAGAGAGCCGAACGUUUUGUGUAUUACCUGAUCACAAAGAAGAAGGCGAGCCAAAAACCAACCUAUGACAGCUUGAGACAGAGCUUGGAGGACAUGAAAGUGCACUGUAUUAAAAACGGAGUUACACGAAUUUCGAUGCCUCGUAUCGGCUGUGGCCUGGAUCGAUUGAAAUGGGAAACAGUUUCAGAGAUGUUGGAAGAGAUCUUUGAGUCUACGGACAUCUCCAUCACUGUUUACAGCCUUCCUGUGAAAGCUGAAACCACGGUGAUGAAGGGACACAUGCACAAAUGAUUUUUGGAAAUGUGCAUUAGCUGUCGUGGUUAUUUUGUCCACAACUGUUUGAGUUUAUCACUUACAUGUUUUCAUUGAAUAAAAACUAAUAAACUCUUUUUUGGCA